AUGGUAGGUAGUAUGAUCGCCAGGUCAGGUUUACGGCUGCGCCUUCUCGCGGUGUUUUCCUGUCUUGCGUUCUGCGCCCUCGUCUACCAAUUUCUCAAUUUACAGAGCACCUCGAUUAUCUCAGAGCAGACCUUCUUUGUGCAAAAACGAUACCGAGCACGCCGUGGUCGCCAUCCUCCCCCAGGGUUUGCGGAAUGGUUUGAAUUUGCCAAAUCGAAAAACGCACUAGUCCUCGAGGAGUUUUUCGACCAAAUCUAUCAUGAUCUCACUCCAUUCUGGGCCUUGGAUCCACAAGAGUUGCGACGACAAGCUCGAAGUAUUUCCACUCGCAUUGUGGUCCGCGGGCAUGUCGCAAAGAUGGUAACCGAUCAGCCACGCAGCUGGAUGGAUUCUUGGAUGGAGUUGGUCCAAACAUUGGAGACUCGACUUCCCGAUAUCGAUAUGCCAAUCAAUGUCAUGGAUGAGAGCCGGGUUAUUGUCCCCUUCGAGACAAUAAGCGAGUACGUGGAAAAGGAACGAUCAACCCGUCACAUCACAAACCCGAAAAGUGCUGUGUCCGAAUACAUGACUCUUCCUGACUCGGAUGAGGAAGAGACACCACCGUUCGAUCCUGGAUUUUCAAGGCCCGGAGAAGGAGGAUAUUGGGAGAUGGCUCGUGCUGGCUGUCCUCCAAGAAGUCCUGCGCGGAACAGCCACGUCGAGCACAUCAACUUCAGUAGUGUUCCCUGGGAAUUUGAAAAUUUCGACAGAAUGUCCUACCAUGGAUAUGUGAUGAAUUACACCCUUGCUAAGGACCCCUGUGUGCGCCCAGAGCUUCAAGCUUUGCACGGAACCUUCCUGGAGCCAAUCUCCGUAUCCACCUCCCAGAAGCUGCUCCCACUUUUUGGAGGAUCAAAACUUCCUGUCAACAAUGAAAUUCUUCUACCCCCAGCAAUGUACUGGGCAAAAAUUGAGCAUUAUUCCGGCGGGGAAGACUAUCACGGCGGUUCCUGGGGAUCAAAGCAAGAUACAGUGGUGUGGCGUGGUUCUGCGACUGGAGGCCGGGCUCGGGAAUCCAAUUGGUCGGGAUUCCAGAGACACCGAUUUAUGUCCAUGAUGAACGCCACAUCAGUCCGACAGGCCGAGGAGACCGAUGGCUCCGGUAUCAACUUCAAGCUCCCAGACUAUGACAAGUACUCUCUGGCCAAGGGAAUCGUCCCUGAUAUUCUUGAGGAGCACAGUGACACGGGUUUUGUGCACCUGGUCUGCUUUCCGUAUAUCGAAGCUGACCCGAAAUGCUCUUACACCGAUCCAUACUACGAAAUUAUGCCGGGACUUUCGAUGAAAGACAUGUACAAAUCCAAGUAUUUGCCUGAUCUUGAUGGAAAUUCUUUCAGUGGUCGUUUCCGAGGCUUUAUGCUAUCUACCUCUCUGCCAAUCAAAGCAACCAUCUACAAUGAGUGGCAUGACUCGCGGUUGAUCCCUUGGGUACAUUUUGUCCCUAUGGAUACCACUUACCUGGAUAUCUACGGAAUCAUGGCGUACUUCCUUGGUGGUCAUGAUGAUGUGGCGCGCAAGAUUGCUCUUGCUGGAAAAGCGUGGAGUGAGAAGGUCCUCCGAAGAGAAGACAUGCAGAUCUACACCUACCGACUACUGUUGGAAUACGCUCGAAUUUGCGAUGAUCGGAGGGAAUGGCUUGGGUUUGUCGAUGAUAUACGAUCCUCUUGA
Messenger RNA from Penicillium waksmanii, 1707 nucleotides. RefSeq names its product Lipopolysaccharide-modifying protein. The transcript has 2 exons. The record is from RefSeq and is a predicted model, not a curated record. NCBI's taxonomy places the organism in Eukaryota, Fungi, Ascomycota, Eurotiomycetes, Eurotiales, Aspergillaceae. The coding region runs from base 1 to 1707 and encodes 568 amino acids.